Molecule: messenger RNA, 1917 nt
Organism: Python bivittatus (Burmese python)
Lineage: Eukaryota; Metazoa; Chordata; Lepidosauria; Squamata; Pythonidae
Source: RefSeq, a predicted model, not a curated record
AUGGCGUCCCCCAUUAGCAGCACCAAGUCCUUUCUUGAUGCUGUGUUUAGCAAUUCUUGCUAUUUGCCGAUCCCCGAGGGAUGGGUCUCCCUGGGCCGCGUGGCCCCCGCCGAGAAGCUGAGCCUGACCUUCGCGCUCCGGCAGCGGAACGUGGGGCGGCUGAGAGAGCUGGUGCAGCGAGUGUCCUCGCCCGACUCGCCCGAAUACGGGCACUUCCUCUCACUGGCAGAGGUGCGGGCCCUUGUUGCCCCAUCUUCUCUGACUCUGGGCAGUGUGGACAAGUGGCUGGAGGCUCAUGGGGUCCGGGCCUGCCAGAGGAUCAGCACCAUGGACUUCCUGCAAUGCUCAGUGCCAGCCAGUACUGCCGAGCGCUUGCUCCCGGGGGCACAGUUCCACCGUUACGUGAACAAAGCUCGCAGCGUUGUGAGGUCCCCUCUGCCCUAUGCGCUUGACCAGGAGCUAGCAGAGCACGUGGAUUUUGUGGGGGGGCUGCACCGUUUCCCAGCCGAACGGAAGGUGGUGAGCCGGGCCUGGGCUGCGGAGCACUCGCCACCAGGACGGGGCGGGCAGUCCUCUUUUCACCUGGGCGUGACGCCGGCCGUGCUCCGCCAGCGAUACAACCUGACCCAUGCAGAUGUGGGCACCUUCUCCCACAGCAGCCAGGCCUGUGCCCAGUUCCUCGAACAGUACUUCCACCAGGCUGACCUGGCUGAAUUCAUGCAGCUCUUUGGGGGGAAGUUCCCCCACCACUCCCGGGUCGACCAGAUCAUUGGCCACCAGGGCUCUGGCCCGGCUGGCUUGGAGGCCAGCCUGGACGUGGAGUACCUCAUGAGCACAGGCGCCAACAUCUCCACCUGGGUCUUCAGUAAUGCAGGGCGCCACGAGAGCCAGGAGCCCUUCCUGGAGUGGCUGCUGCUGCUCAGCAACACCAGUGCACUGCCCUGGGUGCACUCGGUCAGCUACGGGGAUGACGAGGACAGCCUCUCCCGGGCCUACAUGCAGCGGGUGAACACCGAGUUCAUGAAGGCAGCCGCUCGCGGCGUCAGCAUCCUCUUUGCCUCAGGUGACUCUGGGGCAGGUUGCCGGGCAGUCUCUGGGGGGCAGCACGUCUUCCGACCCAGCUUCCCAGCCUCCAGCCCUUUUGUGACGACCGUUGGCGGGACGUCCUUCCAGCAGCCCUUCCUGGUGGGCGCUGAGGUUACAGACUACAUCAGCGGAGGCGGGUUCAGCAAUGUCUUCCCAAUGCCCGAUUACCAGGCGACAGCCGUGAAGCACUUCCUGAGCACAUCGCCCCAGCUGCCACCUGCCAGCUACUACAACAGCACAGGCAGAGCCUAUCCAGACUUGGCAGCCCUGUCGGACAACUACUGGGUGGUGACCAACCGCAUCCCCACGCCCUGGGUCUCGGGCACCUCUGCCUCCACUCCCGUGGUGGGGGGCAUCAUUGCCCUGAUCAACGACCGACGCCUCCUGAGGGGGCUCCCUCCCUUGGGCUUCCUCAAUCCUGCCCUCUACCGGCUCCAGGGAGGAGGGAACAGCACCGCCCUCUACGACGUGACCCAUGGAUGCCACCUGUCCUGUCUGGAUGCCGUCGUGCAAGGCCAGGGCUUCUGUGCUGCCCCUGCGUGGGACCCGGUCACAGGCUGGGGGACCCCUAACUUCCCAGACCUGCUGCAUGCCCUCCUGGGCUAGUGUGCCAUGGCGCUGGCCUUUCUGGCAGCCUGCUUUGCGAUCAGGAUGGGAGAGAAGGGGAUGGGGGGGGUUGGGUCUGGUGACUUGGAGGCUACAGUGGGGCAUGGGGGGCACUAUCCUGCCCCUGCCCCAGGGGGUUCCUCUUGUCCAAACGGGAACCGCAGCUGACACGAUCUUCUCUCAGGGGGAUCAAUCCCAAGAAAAUCAGCAGCCUCAGACUGGCGG